GGCCAGCAGGUGUCCCUGUAACAAAUCUAGAUCAUUUUAUUUUGGCUGUUGAAUCUUCCUUCAACUUUGACCCUUCGGUAACCUUCAGUGUACAUGUGCAAACUGAACAGAUGCUGAUUAUCUAGGCACUUUAACUUCAAAUCAUGGCUAAGUAUCUUGCACAGAUCAUUGUUAUGGGGGCACAGGUGGUAGGACGGGCCUUUGCACGUGCCUUACAGCAAGAAUAUGCAGCAAGUCAAGCCGCGGCUCGGGCCAGGGGUCGGUCCGGUCAGCAGUCGGCUGCAGCCUCCAGCAUCACUGGAAUGACCCUACAGGAGGCACAACAAAUCCUCAACAUCUCCACACUCACCCCUGAGGAACUUCAGAAGAACUAUGAACACCUUUUUAAAGUCAACGAUAAGUCAGUAGGCGGAUCAUUUUACCUCCAAUCAAAAGUGGUGCGAGCAAAAGAACGUUUGGAGGAGGAACUAAAUAUUCAGUCAAAAGACCAAAAUCAGCAAUCGCAGAAUACGGAAACAUGAAGUCAAACUGGCCCCGCCUCCUCUAUAUUUCCCCAAUCCUCUGUAAAUUAUACCCAAAUAAAAGCUCUUUUUUUGUCCUUAA
Messenger RNA from Oryzias melastigma (Indian medaka), 603 nucleotides. RefSeq names its product presequence translocase associated motor 16 (gene pam16). The record is from RefSeq and is a predicted model, not a curated record. Gene Ontology annotation, cellular component: TIM23 mitochondrial import inner membrane translocase complex. NCBI's taxonomy places the organism in Eukaryota, Metazoa, Chordata, Actinopteri, Beloniformes, Adrianichthyidae. Gene Ontology annotation, biological process: protein import into mitochondrial matrix. The transcript is spliced from 5 exons. The coding region runs from base 144 to 521 and encodes 125 amino acids.